Messenger RNA from Monoraphidium neglectum, 717 nucleotides. RefSeq lists its product as hypothetical. NCBI's taxonomy places the organism in Eukaryota, Viridiplantae, Chlorophyta, Chlorophyceae, Sphaeropleales, Selenastraceae. The transcript is spliced from 6 exons. Gene Ontology annotation, molecular function: carbohydrate transmembrane transporter activity. Gene Ontology annotation, biological process: carbohydrate transmembrane transport. The record is from RefSeq and is a predicted model, not a curated record. The coding region runs from base 1 to 717 and encodes 238 amino acids. Gene Ontology annotation, cellular component: membrane.
AUGACGGGCGUACCGGACCUGAGCUGUGCGAGCGCUGUGAGCGACAGCCCCUGCGGGCGCGUGUCGGCGACGGGCUGGGCGCUCGCCAUCACCGCGGCGCUGCUCAACGGGUCGUUUGCGGCGUUCGCCAAGACGCAGCGCGUCCAAGCCGCCAGGGUGCCAGUGCAUGUGUUCUUUGCAUGGGCCUGCGUGGGCAUCACCGCCGUCAGCCUGCCCGCCGCGUGGCUCGUCGGCUUCCGGUGUGUGGGCGCGGCCUCCGUUGCAUCAGGCGCCCUGUUUGCGCUGUCAACCCUCUGUAUAUUCGGGGCGGUGCAGCUGUUAGGCCUGUCCCAGGCCGCCGGCGUCUGGUGCGGCGUCGCGGCGCUGGUCUCGUUCGCCGCCGACGCGCUGGCCCGCGGCCCCGGACCCGCCGCCCCCCACCCGCUGCGCGCCGCCGGCGCCGCAGCGUGCUUGCUGCUGGGCCUGUUGGGCGUCGCCCACAGCGCGCGCCUGCAGGGCUUGGAGGAGGCACGGGUCCGCGGCGGGCGGGCGCGCCGGCAGCAACAACAGCAGCAGCAGCAGCAGCAGCAGCAGCAGCAGCAGCAGCAGCAGCAGCAGCAGCAGCAGCAGCAGCAGCAGCAGCAGCAGCAGCAGGGUGGCACGGAAAACGGCCCCGCCCCAAGCCAGCAGCCCCAGUCGCCACCGGCGGAGCCCAGUGACCCCACCGCACCUGACUGA